AUGUUUGUCACAACAACUUUAGCUUGGGAAUUGUCGCACGCUGUAGAUGGGCUCAUCUUAAUUGUUUUCCACGAUAGAUUCCGUGUGCUACUGCGACAGCUAUCGUUACUCUGGCAAAAUAUAUGUUCACCAAGUUCAGUCGUCACCGCUUCUGUUUCGAGGUAA
Molecule: messenger RNA, 165 nt
Organism: Cooperia oncophora
Lineage: Eukaryota; Metazoa; Nematoda; Chromadorea; Rhabditida; Trichostrongylidae
Source: the annotation of a GenBank genome assembly